CGACAUUGAAUUAACACAACAAAUACCAACAAUGAAAUUCAGUACCGUUGCCGUGAUUGCCGCCGUUGUAGGCGUUGCAGAUGCCUUCGCCCCAGCUCCCCGCGCCGCUUCCACUUCUGCUCUUUCGAUGUCGCUCGAGAAAUACUCUGACGAACUCAAGGCAACUGCCGCUGCCAUGGUAUCAGAAGGAAAGGGUCUCCUUGCUUGUGACGAAUCGACUGGAACCGUUGGAAGCCGUCUUGAAUCCAUCGGCUUGGAAAACAAUGAAGAAAACCGUCGAGAGGUGAGUUUUUCGUUUGGAUGAGAUUUCAAUCAUCAAACAAACCAAAAACCUCAAUUUGUAUCCAUUUCAUCUGUGUCCAUAUUGUCUUAUACUUAAAUUCAGUGGCGUCAACUCCUUUUCACCACACCUGAUAUCGGUGACUACAUCUCGGGAGCAAUCUUGUUCGAGGAAACUCUUUACCAAGAUUCCAAGGAAGGAAAGGCAUUCGUCGAUCUCUUGAACGAGAACGGAAUCAUCCCUGGAAUCAAGGUCGACACCGGCCUCAAACCUCUAUGCGGGGGUGGAGAAGGCGAGACCUGGUGCUCUGGUUUGGAUGGACUCUACGACAAGUGCGUCCUCCACUACGCAAAGGGUGCAAGAUUUGCCAAAUGGCGUACUGCACUCCGCAUUGAUGUCGAUCAGGGGUUCCCCACCGACUACGCUAUCGAUGAAGCAGCUCACGGACUAUCCCGUUAUGCCCGCAUCUGCCAGGAAGCCGGUUUGGUUCCAAUUGUUGAACCUGAAAUCUUGAUCGACGGUGACCACGAUAUUUACACUACCGCCAAGGUUCAAGAACGGGUUAUCACUACCGUUUACAAGAAGCUUCAAGAAUGCGGAGUUAUGCUUGAAGGUACUUUGUUGAAACCUUCGAUGACUGUUUGCGGUGUCGAUUGUGAAGACAAGCCUGCUGUUGAAGAAAUUGCACGAAUGACUGUCCAAACUCUCUCCAGAUCCAUCCCAUCGGCUAUGCCAGGUGUUACUUUCUUGAGUGGAGGUAUCUCUGAAGAGGAUUCUUCUAUUUACCUCAAUGAAAUCAACAAGAUUGACCGUGUUGCUCCUUUUGCCCUCACCUUUUCGUUCUCCCGCGCACUUCAAUCAUCUUGCUUGAAGACUUGGAAUGGAAAGGAAGAGAACUACAAGGCCGCCCAAGACCAAUUACUUGCACGUGCCAAGGCCAACUCCGAGGCCUCGACCGGUUCCUACAAGCCUGGGUCGCAACCUUCCAUGCAAGAAUCUCUUUACGUCAAGAACUAUGUUUACUAAAGAGGAUGGAAACAAAGUUUGAUCGUACGAAAACCCAAUCAACAUGCUACAUAAGUGUGGCUGCUAUACGAAAACCAUUAUUUUCCAAUUAAACAGAUAAGAUAAUU
Messenger RNA from Pseudo-nitzschia multistriata, 1413 nucleotides. The record is from the annotation of a GenBank genome assembly. NCBI's taxonomy places the organism in Eukaryota, Bacillariophyta, Bacillariophyceae, Bacillariales, Bacillariaceae.